Molecule: messenger RNA, 2536 nt
Organism: Oncorhynchus keta (chum salmon)
Lineage: Eukaryota; Metazoa; Chordata; Actinopteri; Salmoniformes; Salmonidae
Product: ETS domain-containing protein Elk-3-like
Exons: 4
Coding region: 558-1724 (388 amino acids)
Biological process (GO): regulation of transcription by RNA polymerase II; cell differentiation
Cellular component (GO): nucleus
Molecular function (GO): DNA-binding transcription factor activity, RNA polymerase II-specific; sequence-specific DNA binding
Source: RefSeq, a predicted model, not a curated record
AGCCCAUUAUUGUUUUCUAUUUUUACAAAUGACCUUCCACUGACCUUGACUAAAGCCUGUGUGUCUAUGUACGCUGAUGAUUCAACAGCAUACACGUCAGCUACAACAGUCAAAUAAAUAACUGAAACACUAAACAUUCAGCUCCAGUCAGUUUUAGAAAGGGUAACUAGCAAUAGGUUGCUAAAUAUCUCAAAAACAAAAAGCAUAAUUUUUUGGCACAAAUCACUUGCUCAACCUCAUUUAGUUCUAUUAUUGCGUAAUGUGGCUAUUGAGCAAUUUGAAGGGACUAAACUGCUGUGUGUAACCCUAGAUAGCAAGCUGUCAUGGUCAAAACAUAGACUCAAUGGUUGCUAAAAUGGGAAGAGGUCUGUCCAUGAUAGGGUAUUGCUCUGCCUUCUCAGUCGACCAAACGUGUCCUACAGGCCCUAGUUUUGUCGCAUCUGGACUACUGCCCAGCUGUGUGGUCAUGAGCGGCAAAGAAGGACAUAGGUCAAUUGUAGUUGGUCCAGAACAAGGCAGCAUGUAUUGAGAGAUUGACUGCAUCACUAUUGGUCUUUAUGCAAGGUAUUGAUAUGUUGAAGGUACUGAACUGUCUGUUCAAGCAGACAGUUCAGUACAACACAAGACAUGCAACCAGAGGUCUCUUCACAGUCCCCAGGUCCAGAACAGAGGCUGGGAAACGCACAGUAUUAAAUAGAGCCAUGACUAGAUGGAACUCUCUGCCACCACAGAACAUCAUCAAGAAGGUGAUUGGCCAGAAGUUUGUGUACAAAUUUGUGUCCUUCCCGGAGAUCCUGAAGAUGGACCCCGCGGCGGUGGAGAUGGGGGUGCGGGUGUGUGAUGAGGCUGGUGGGGCCCUGUCAGAGGGGGAGGGGGAUGAGGAGGGGGUGAGGGGUGGCCCCCCAGGGAGGAACGAGUACCUCCACUCAGGCCUCUACUCCUCCUUUACUGUCAGCUCCCUUCAGCAUCCCCAGGACCUCCUCCGUCCCCCUGAUUUACUCCGACCAAUCAAGGUGGAGCCUCGACAUGAUCACCAUGACGACAGUGGCACGGUGAUUCGCUUUGUUCAGAACCGCAGCCAUAAGGGCGGGGCACUGCCGGUGGUGUCUCUGCCGUCAUCCCCGCUCCCUUCCUCCAAUGAGGGCUACUAUUCAUCCAAACCUUCCACAAGGCUAGCCCACUCCUCGUCCUGCUCCUCCUCCCCAUCACACAGCCCCACACACACACUCUGGAGGGCACGGAGCCCCGCCCCUGAGACUGACGAAUCAGAGCAGAGCGCUCAACCCCUUAACCUAUCAUCUGGUCACAGAGAUCGUGGCCAGGCCACACCCACGCCAGAGAAGAGGGGCUUAGCCAAUAGCGUCCCGCCAAAAACCAGGAAGCCUAAAGGCCUGGAGAUAUCCGCACCCUCCCUGCUCCUGACAGCCAAUGACAUCGGCUCUAUCGCCCUCAACAGUCCUGCACUGCCCUCAGGGUCCCUAACACCAGCCUUCUUCACUGCACAGACUCCCUCAGGUCUCAUCCUCACCCCCAGUCCCCUGCUGUCCAGUAUCCAUUUCUGGAGCAGCCUGAGUCCCGUAGGACCCCUGAGCCCCGCUCGCCUGCAGGGCCAUGGACCCCUGUUCCAGUUCCCCACCCUCCUGAAUGGGCCCAUCCCAGUCCCCCUGUCCAGCCUGGACACCUCCUCCCCCUUACUGCUCUCCCACAGCCCACACAAGUCCUGAUCAUCCUGGAGGACAGUACCAUACUGGACUGGACCAAAACAGGCUUAAAUCAGGCCCGACCAGAACAAAUAUGCCCAGUCCACGCAAUUUCAAAUCCUGGACCCCGACACAGCAGGACUCGAGGCCAAAUCAGGUUAAGCCAGUAAAUAUCAGGACACUGCUGCAAACCUACUGGAUCAGCCUUUAACUGCGUCAAUAUCAUUGACUUGAAGAUACAUUUUCUUUAGCUUAGUUGAAAAUAUUUUUUUGUUGGCUUUCUUCUGUUUAGUUUGGAUCUCAUCCAUCUUGAAAACAUUUUCUAUCCCAUAUUUAUCCACUUCUCAAUGCCAGAAUGCUGUCCCAUGCAUUGGACCUUUUCAGCCCUUUAUCAAAUGCCUGGCGUAUGGUUAGAAAUGUUUGUAUCAUUGUAUAUUGGUUGAUAUGUUCAUUUGAGGCUGUGAACCUGGUUGUAUUGUUCUGGCUAAGUGUUUUUCUAUGGUAUUGUAUUACACUUUAUAUGCAUUAUUACCUUGUACCGGCUGUGCCUUCUCAAAUGUAAGAGUGUUAUGUAAAUGUUUUAUUUUCAAGCUUUAAAACUCUUUGACGAAAUUCCAGUUCAAUAUUGAACAAAAGCUUAUUUGUAACAGCUUUUGGUUAUUUUGUUUUUAUAAAGGAAUUGAUACAAAUGUAUUAUCAAUGAUUUGCUUUUUUGUUGUUGCUGUCAAGAGACCAGUAAAAAUGUCUUACAUACGGUUUUAAAUAAAACAUGAAGCAUUGAAUGCUAUUCAAGAAAACCACAAUAAAGACAAGGACAAGUGUACUUAUCAAACAGA